GGCUCGGGGCUGAGAGCGGCCGUGGGGCCGCCUCCCCGGGCCCCCUGGCUCCGCCAUGUUCCGCAGGGCACGCCUUAGCGUGAAGCCGAAUGUCAGGCCUGGUGUAGGCGCCAGGGGCUCCACCGCUCCCAACCCCCAACGUGGACAAGAGGCGCCCAGGCCCCCGGAUCCAGCAGUCGCCCCUUCCCCGAAACCCGCGGAGUCUACGGAUGUACCCCCGGUGGAUUUCGGGGGAACCGAGCCGCAAGAAAAGUCUCCCAGGAGCAGUGAUGAAAAGACUGACAAUGAGAAUUAUGUUGAAGAAUCCAGUAAGUCUUCCUCUGCUGUUUCACAAAGAAGAAAGCGAAUAUCAAGUACUACUACUACUGUGGUUAAGCCUGGUGUUAGUGUUCCUUCAGAAUCUCAUCCCUUAUCUACAGUUAAUCAAGAAGUUCCACAGCCAAAGCCUGUUUCAACAAAAGAGAAACCACCAUGUUCAGACAGAUACCGAAUAUAUAAAGCCCAGAAACUAAGAGAAAUGUUAAAAGAAGAACUGAGAAAAGAGAAGAAGCAAUGGAAAAACAAAUAUGCCGUAAAUGAAAGUCAGAAGCCACCAGAUCGUUCAAAAAUGACUAUGAGAGAUUUCAUAUAUUACCUGCCAGAUAAUAAUCCAAUGACUUCUUCCCUGGAACAAGAAAAGAAAACUGAAAAAUCAUUGACACCAGUCCAGACAAGAGAGCAAGAAGGUAAAAGUACUCCUGAUGCUGAAGAUCAUGAAGAAGUAGAAGAAGAAGUGGAUGACGGGCCAUUGCUGGUUCCUCGAGUAAAAGUGGCAGAAGACGGUUCCAUUAUUUUGGAUGAAGAAAGCUUAACUGUAGAAGUUUUAAGGACAAAAGGCCCCUGUGUUGUUGAGGAAAAUGACCCCAUAUUUGAGCGUGGGUCUACAACUACAUAUUCCAGCUUCAGGAAGAAUUAUUAUUCUAAACCAUGGUCAAAUAAAGAAACAGAUAUGUUUUUUUUAGCCAUCAGCAUGGUAGGAACUGACUUUUCUAUGAUUGGACAGCUUUUUCCUCACAGAGCAAGGAUAGAAAUUAAGAAUAAAUUUAAACGUGAAGAGAAAACAAAUGGAUGGAGAAUAGACAAAGCCUUCCAGGAAAAGCGCCCUUUUGACUUCGAUUUUUUCGCUCAUUUGCUUCAGAAAGUUCUUGCUGAAGAAGAGAAAAGAAAACAAAAAUCUGCUAAAAAUCAGAGUUCAAAGGAGAAGAAAUCUUCUAAACCACGGAAAAAUGUAAAAGCGAAAAAAGUUGCCAGUGAAGGAGGAAAUGAUGAUCCAGAUGAGUCUCUGGGCAGCAAAAUUUCAGAUACAGAACAGUCUCAAAAGGAUACUCAGACGGUUGAAGAACAACAACAGUCUCAAGCUUUAUCAGAACAGGAUUCAGAACAGAUUGCAUUAGAACCAGACCUAAAUCAAAAGAAAAGAAGAAGAAAGAAUCAGGAUGAAGUUGGUAAACAGGACGUUGAGAAUCUUUCAGGAAAUGCCACUGUUCAAUUAGAUCAUUCUAAAGGAGAAAAAUACAUAAAUAAAGAUCAGUCUUUAAGGCCUGAAAUAAAUGAAGAAGAAGGCACUAAGGAACAGAAUCUUUCUUGCAUACAAAACAUAGAUGACAUUGUGGAUUUGUCCUCCAGUGAAAAAGUUGAGAACAGAGCUGAUCCUAUCCUUUUAUCAAGUGGUCAACAAGAUGCCACGCCAUUAGCUACUGAGACGUCCGAAUCAAGCCCUUCAGAUUUGCCUUUCUCAGAAGUUGAAGUUAGCACACCACAUGAGGUCAAUGAUGCUGAAAGUAGUUGUACAGAGGAAAGCAAUGUUGACCUAAAGAAUAAACCAUUGGAAAUCGAUCGAUCAGGAAGUGCUAAACUGAUGUCAAGAAGACAGCUGCAGAGACCUAAACCCAAUUUGUCAAGGGCAAUUGGGAAGAAAUCUGUUCUUGCACAAGGUAAAACAGAUGCAGAGAGCACGAGUUCAAAUGCCGAAACUUCAGUGGAAAAGAAUCAAAUGGAAAAGGAUAAACUGAAUACAUCUGACAUUGCUGGAAUGGAGAAAACAGAGAAAGUGAACCCAGAAGCUGAGACUGUGUCUAAUUGUUCUAGUUUGAGUGAAAAAAUUGGUGUUCAGGAUGACGAUCAAACAAAGACUUUAAGACCAGCACGACUAAUGAGGGGCCGACUGCAAAGGCCAAAGCCAAAUAUCGGUAAAGCUGCUGAAAGAAAAGAAAUUUUUACAUCACAGGAAAAAAUUGGGGCCAAUGUAAAGAAGAAUGAAAGUGAAUCCUGUAUUGCUAGAGAUAGUCCUGAACAGGUAGAAGAUCAGUCAUGUAAAAAUUUUGAGUUUGAAGACAUCACAUCACAGCCUGAGAAAGAAGAUAAUAUUUUUCAAAUGAAUGUUAAUGAAUGUCUAGGUAUUCAAGAGAAUGAUAAAGUCCCAGUUUUGAAGACUCGAUUUCAGAUACCAAAGCCAAAUAUAGAAAGAGGAGCUAGAAGAAGAGAAGUUUUCUCAAAGGAAGAGACAUCAGAGGAGAUUGAUGCCUCUGGACAAUUCACACCAGCUUUGGGAGAAAUUAGGAGAGUGGAAGAAACCUUACCAAGGGACAAGAUAUCAGUGGAGGCUAAUAAUACUAAGGAAACGGAGCCAUAUUUUAAAAAAACUCGGAGAAAAGAAGUCUCUCCGAUAGAGAAGAUAUCAGAAACGAUUGACAGCACUGUAGAAAUGGAGACAGAUUUGAAAGAAACCAGAGGAGAGGUUUCCCCAAGGGAGAAUAUAUCAGAGAUGGCUGAUGUCACUGAGGAAAGAGAGACAGACUUGGAAGAAACUGGAAGAGAGGUUUCCCUAAGGGAGACUAUAUCAGCAGUAUCUGAUGUCGCUGAGGAAAGAAUGACAGACUUGGAAGAAACUGGAAGAGAGGUUUCCCCAAGAGACAGUGUAUCAGAGAUGACCGAUGUCACUGAGGAAAGAGUGACUGAUUUGGAAGAACCUGGGAGAGAGGUUUCCCUAAGGGACACUGUAUCAGAGGUGUCUAAUGUCACUGAGGAAAGAAUGACAGAUUUGGAAGAAACUGGAAGAAGAGAAAUAUCCCUACAGGAAGAUGCCCCAGAGGAGGUCAACAAUACAGAUGAAGUAGGAAUAGGUUUGGAAGAAAAUGGAAGAGAGAUUUAUGUAAAGGAUAAUAUACCAAAGGUGAUUGAUGCCACUAAGGAGAGAGAGACCUAUGUGGAAGAAACUGAGGGAAGAGAAAUAGACACACAUGGAAAGCCCUUACAGGUCAAGACUCUAGGUGAAAUGGAGACAGAUUGUAAAGAAACUGGAAAAGAAACUUCCCUGAGGGAAAAGGUACCAGUGGAGAUCAGUGCCUUAGGGGAAAGUAAGAUUGAUUUGAAAGAAACUGGAGAAAGAGAGCUUUCCCUGAUGGAAAACAUAUUAGAAAAGACAACUGCUCUUGAAGAAACAGAGGCAGAUUUGAAAGAAACUGGACGAGAAAUUUCCUUGAGGAAAAGCAGAUCAGGAAUUAGUGCUACUGAGGAAAUGGUUGCAGAUUUGGAAAAACCUGGAGAAAUGGACAUUUCUCUAAGGGAACAUGGAGCAGAGGAGAUCAGGACCUCAAGACAAACGGAGACAGAUUUAAUGCAGAGCAGUAGUGGUGGCUGCAGCACUGUGCCUUCACUGGAUAUCAACAACAUUGGCAGUGAAGUACUUUCCAUGGUCCACACCCCUGAGGAAGAAAAAAGAAAUUCUGAAAAGGAACUAUCAGGUCACUUGGGUAGUUCGAAGACUUCCUUGCAGACUUUGGAACCUGAUAAAACAGAAGACCAGGGGAUGCAAUCUCCAGAUGUUUCAGAGCAGUUUUCAGAUACUAAUUUAAGGCAAUCUCUUCCUCAAGAACAGAAGCCAUUUGAAGUUAAGCCAGCACCCUAUGUGAGAAGUCGAUUCAAAAGACCAAAACCAAACUUAGCAAGAGCAACUUUAAAGAGAGAGACUACAGAAGCAGGAAAAUCUCUACCUGGGAAGAAAUUGGAAACGGAUAAAGCUGAGACUGUUAUGUCACAGCAGAGCAGUGAACAGAUGAACACUCUCCCUUCUCAACAUGAUGUUGCUUCCCUAAUCACAUCAGGAGAAAAAGACAAAUCAGGUUACAGGCAGGAGGAGGUUGUGAUGUUACCAUGUAUACAGGCUGAAAAAGACCUUUCAUCCUCAAGUUCUUAUGGUCCUCAAGAGGAGUCUCAGCCUGUGCAAGCCCAGGAAAAGGAAUUCGUUGUUUCUAUGGGGGCUAAUGAUAUAAACACCUUCCAGCAAGAAACGAAGGAAAGUGUCAUCCCAACUGGUAGAACAGCAAGGGGCCGACUUCAAAGACCCAGACCAAACAUAAGAAAGACUGGACAGAGGCACAUAGACAAAGGUGAAGCCAAAGGCGUAAUUGAGGAAGAAAGAACAGUAGUACAGAAAGAUGAGACUAAAAAACUCUUGACUGUGCCAAAUUUUCCAGUUGGAACUGAAGUUGAAGAUGUUUCAACUUCAAAGUUGAACCCUCCAAAGUUUCAACCCUCCAAAGUUUCUGAGGGUAGAAUGUAUGAAAACCAGAGUCCCGUGAUUCUUGUAGACCCUCUUCACAUUAACAAAAUAAAUGUUACAGAUGAAAAGAUGAGACAUGAACCUAAAAGGUAUGUUCCUAGUCCAGCACAGUUGAUAAGAAGGCAAUUCCAAAAAGUGAAGCCGAAUUUGGGAAGAGCACAUGGUAAGAAGGAGAACCCAGGUACAGAAAAAGACAGAGCUGAUCAGAGUGAGGCAAGAAAGUUGGAAGAUACUUUGCUGCAGCCAAGAGAUCAUGAUACCCAGCUUCUUCAGAAAGAAAAGGCUGAGUUUCUGACAUGUCUGGAGGUUUCAGCAAAAAAAGAUUAUGUAGAUACCAAAGAGGCUAUUUUGGCCAAAAAAGAUGCCCAUUCAGAAAUUGGACCAUCAGGAAUUGUUGGAGAAAAAACUGUACCCGAUAAUUCUAUGUCUUCAAUUGUUGAAGAGCAGUGCCUCAGUAAACUAACAAGCCCUGCACAACUGUUAAAAGAAUCAAAUUACUCUAAAAUUGCUCUCGACCGAAGGACAACUAUCCCUUCUGCUUCUGAGUGUGAGGUGGAUCAUGGUGGGAGGAAAAUGCAUCGAAAGGUGAAACCACAUGUCACCAGAGGGCGUGGAUCAAAACGAAUGCGAAGUAAGACCUCUAGGAAGGAACCUCGUGCGUCCAAGUCCACGCUGGUGACUCUUCGGGCUUCUCAGGAAGAAGAUGAGGAUGAUGCUGAAGAUUUUGAGCCUGAUUAUGAAGAAGAAAGUUACCAUCUUGCUCCAGAAGAAGUAAACAAAGCUCCAGUAUUUGUUCCCAUUGGUCUCAGAUCUCCUGAACCUGUUACUUCUCAAAUCGAGGAAACGAUGGAAGAGCUUGAAAUAACCGUGAAUGCACCCGAUAUAGGAUGCAUAGCUGUUGUUGAGCACCCACUACCCAGCACAGAUAUGACUACUCAGGAAAUGAAACAAGAAGAAAAUUUGAAGGCAUUAUCUAUUGAAAUGACCACAGGUGAACAUACACAAGAUGAAGCAGGUACCAAUGAUGGAAGCACUGAAGCUGCUAUAACUUUACUUACAAUGGGAGAUCUAGUGUUGCAGUCAGAGAUUGGUACAGAACAGAAUGAUGGAGUAUGUGUACUUCUUGAUGUUCAUUCAAAGGAUAAAAGCUGUGUUCCUUUUAGCCCAGAUAAUGUAAAUCACAAAAUUGUUCGUGAAUGUCAGGAGCUUUCUUCACCUGUCAGUAGUACAUCUCCUUCAUCAUUAGAAGAAAACAAGAUUGUAUUGGAAGAGCAAAGUACUGAAGAAGAAAUUGGUUUAGUGGAGGAAGUAAAGGAAAAUGCUAUAUCAACCAGGAAUACAACCUCUGAAGUGACCAAUAAUUUGAGAAUGAGAAGUAGAUUUGCCAAGCCGAAGCCAAAUCUUAAGACUUUAAGGACUAACAGGUUUGGUGUUCAUCAGGAAGUUCCCAAUUUGUUUGUCAACCAAGGACAAGUAGUAGAAAGUCAAAGAGAAACUGAGAAAAAUGGUUCUGAAGCAAUGGAGGAAUUACAAGAUAAAAAAUUUGGAUCACUUACAACAGCAGUGAAUAAGGAGCAGAGCAUAUUGGCAUGUGAAAAUGGUAUUGAAGAGAUGACUAUUUCUCAAGAAGCAAACCUAACUGUAAGAAAUGAUGAUCAAGAAGAGGAAUCUCAGAAGGUUCAGAUAUUUUCACUUGAUCCAACUGUUUGCUCUGAGACAGAGCCCCAUACACUUGGUUCAGAUAUGGGUCUCAGUGAGAGUCCUAUCAAAGAGCCCGAGAGAGAGGAUGCUAAUGGAGACAGUGUGCUUACACUUCAUGUGUCAGAGUGUACACCAACUAGUAUGCCAGAAGUCCAACAAGAGACUGCAGUCAGUUCUCAAGACUUAACAGUGAAUCUAGUUGCUAACGUACGUCAAGAAGGUGAGGAUGAACAAGCAUUCAUUUUAACUCUGGUGGAAAUCCCAACCAAUGCCAUAGAAGAAUUUACCAAUACCACUGCCCAGUUAAUGCCAAAUCCUUUACUGCCAGCGCCCAUAUUGAUCAAGUCCGUGAAUACAGAAGAAAGGAAUGACAUGAGUAUGAGUUUUCCAGUAACUUCAGUUGGUCAGGAUGCCAUGUGUUUAUCUGAUUCGGGAAGAGAGGAUUCUGAAAAGCCUCCUGCUAAUUUGGAUCUUAUAACUAGGAAGAGAUUUCAUUGUACGCUUGAUGAAAGUGACCAUGUUCCUCCUGCCAAAAAAAGUUCACUCACUUCAAGAGAUGAUUGUCAAAAUUAUACCUCUGAGGAGCGUUCAAAGGAAAUAAAUGUUGAGGAAACAGGGGAGUCUUACAAGGGACAAGAUACCUUCCCUACCUCAGGAAGCACACAUACAACUCCAGAACCUCAGAACGAGGAACUUGAACCAACUUUGCUGAGUGUAGAGUCUCAGUCUCUUGAUGAAAGAGCAGAUACACAUACAGAAACGAGUACACCUCAGUUACCUCAGAAUGAGAUGAUUGUCUCUGAUAAGGAAGAGGGAUCUUCGAAGCCUGAGCAAAUGGAUAGCAUCACAGCAGCUUCAAAAACCCCAUUGUCCAGACCUGGCAGAAGACCCCUGGGAUUUUUGUCUUUAAUAUGUUCCAAGAAUAGUUUGGACUCUGAUGAACCUACUCAUGUUUAUAAUAAGAAACGCCUAAAGCCUUUUAUACCUACUCUAAGACAGAAUUUGAAAAGAUCAAAUCCACUCAAUGAAAGCCAGAAAAAAACCCAAGAGUCCUCUGAUCUGCUUCCAUCUCCAAGUGUUGUUGUUAAUACUGAAUCUGAGAAUAUUGGCAGUUCACCAGCUCAGGUUUCUUCUGAUCGUCCCUUACCAAAAGAAGAAUGUAAAACUGGCCAAAAUCGGGCACCUGAAGAGGGGCCCACCACAGUCUCUGAAUAUUUUUUUAGUGAUAUCUUUAUCCAAGUGGAUGAAACAUAAUAGAAGUCCUUUUUUUUUUUUUUUUUUAUAAGUCUAGGAUUUCCACGGUCAAUUAUAUCAACUAAGCAGUAUUUAGAAAAAAGCAUCACUGGCUAUUUUUCUUUAGGUUGAUUCUGAAUAUUUAAUGAGCUUAAUUUGAAGCUGUUAUAAUCAGUGGAAAGCUUUGCCGAGGUUCCUUUCAUUCUGACUGAUUCAGCAUUUUGGAAAUACAAAGCAAUUAAGAACUGCUUCUGAGAUGGAAAUAGCUUCUCUUGUUUACAUUUUUAUUCUUCCUGUGCUGAACACACAUGGACAUUCUGGAAUGUUGUGGAUAAAUGUUUCUGUAUAAAUCACAGUGCCCAAGUAUUUGGAGGUGGAUUGUAUUUAACAUUUAGUGAACUUCUUUUGUAAAGGUUUUUUUUCUGGGAUUUUUUUUUGGUGGGGGGCGGGGAGGUGGUUUUGUUUUUUGUGUUUUGUUGGUUUUGCUGAAGGCCUUUCAGUUGCCUCUAGGUAUAUGAAAGCAUAUUGUGAAACUCCGCUUUAGUAUGGUAAAUGUUAAAAACUUCUAUUUUCAUCUAUUUGACUGGAAAAUAUGUAUUUUUCUAAUUGAUGUUGAUGUAACAUUAGUCCUAAUUGAACAAGUAAGUAGUAUUUAAACUUAUUAUUUAUAAAGACAAAACAUCAAAAAGUUUAUUUAUUUUUAAAUUUUUUAUUUAAAAGAAUAUUCAGUUUUAAUUAUUUUCACCACUCAGAUUAUGGGUAGAGAAGGCAUUGACAAAUUUAUGUUUGUCCCUUUUCCCUCUUUAAUUUUAAAGAUAUUUAAAGUUAUAUCACUAAAGGUAUUUGGAUAGUGUAUGUUUUGAAUACAUUUGUUUCUCAUAGUUUAGUAUAUUUGUACUGUGAAUUUUUGGUUUUUCUUAUUUCUUAGAUAAUCUCAGGAUUUGUAUGGGGGAAAAACCCUUAAUUUAUGAGGGAGAUUUACAUACAAAACUCAAUCCCCUUUACACACACAUACACUGACACACAUUCCUUUUUUUAAAAACUGAUUUCUUGAUAGUUUUUUUCCCCCAUUAAAUUCUGCUUUAGGAACACUUAGGCCGUUAAGCACAGAACAUAAUUGUGAUAUUAAAACAGAAAAUCAGAUAAUAAUAAAACUUCAUUAAGUCAUUGAUUAUCAUCAGUAUUAAUUUAAGGGUUGUUUUUAAUUUUGAAAUUUUGUUAUUUACAUUUGUAAUUCCAUUUUCCACCCAAAUCUUUGGUGGUUUGAAUCUAACUUCUUAAAAAAGCAGAUUUAAUAUUCUAUUUGAAAAGUCUCAGAGCAAGAGUCAGAAAUACUUUCCACAAUUGUGGGCUAGAAAGUGUCUGUGGCAAUUAUUAAACUCUGCUAUUUCAGUGUGCAAACAGCCACAGAGGAUUCUUAAGUGAUCUACAUGGCUGGAUUGGGCUUUUAGUUUGAUCCCUACAUUAGAUAGCAAUUUUCAUACUUUAAGGUGCUGACAUCUUUAUCUAUAAAAUAUUCAUCACUGAAGUUAUGAGUUGUACAUCAACAAUUAAAACUGUUGAUUGAUUGCAUUACAAAAUCAUCAGUAUUUUCAGCUGGGAAGAUAUUUUAAUGUCCAGAUAAUUGUAUAUUGAAAGAAAUUGUGGCCAAUUUUUGAGUUCACUAGUAAAAUAGGAUAUGGCUCAACAAGUGUAACAGUAAUCCUAAAAUUGCUGUUUGAGCAUUUCUUAUUCAUUGCUUUAUAGUGAAAUUUACAAUUUAACUUUGUCAUAAAGGAGGAUCUAAGAAUCUGAGUGGAAAUUCUCAAUAGGUAUGCAUUAAUUUAUUUCAUGUGAUUAAGAUGUCACAAAAAUCAUGGUAUUAAAUCACAUUGUCAUUUUAAUGCCCUGUUUUUAUAAAAUUUUUUAAAGUCUCAUAUUCUGAAAUAGUUUCUUUCAGUUAAUGUUAGUUUUGGUGUUAAGUUGCCACAGUUAAACUAUUAUUUUAUCCCUUGUGUAAUAUUUAUUUUUUAACUUUGUUAACAUCUGUCUCUUGUUCAUCUAUAAUGAAUUAAUUUUAUGGAAGAUACAGCUUCUUACUGUAUAAGAAGUAAUUUUAUCUUUGGGCAUUCAUUGUGUUAAAGAAUCAAGUCAGCCAGCUAAAUUGUCCUACUAUUAUAUCCUUAAAACUAAUCUGGGAAAAUGAGAAACGUAAUCAGUGUCUUUACCUUACAGGGUGGAAGGAAUUAGUCACGCCUGUAUUUAAUCUGAUUCAUAUAAAGAUAAUGUUGUGAAGAAGAAUUUUAUAAAUCUUAAAGGAGGUAUGAAUAAUGGUUUUUGUUUUCUUGACUUUUCCUCCUGAACACUUAUAUCUUAGCACGCAAUCAACAUGAUGGUUUAAAAGCCUAAUUGUUGGUAAAUGAAUGAGGCACAGAUAAAAUUAUGAAUAUCCACUCUUGACCAUGUUAUUUGAAAUAGAAGUGUAUAUAUAGACCAUGUAUAUACUCUCUUGCUUGAAGGAGUUUUUGACAAAAAGCAAUAUGUCAUUUGUAAAUUUUCUUGUUAUAAAGAAAGCAGUUAUGUUCUAUAGAUAUAAAUUAUGUAAAUAAAAGUUAUUUUAUACUA
Molecule: messenger RNA, 10138 nt
Organism: Hyaena hyaena (striped hyena)
Lineage: Eukaryota; Metazoa; Chordata; Mammalia; Carnivora; Hyaenidae
Gene: BDP1
Product: B double prime 1, subunit of RNA polymerase III transcription initiation factor IIIB
Exons: 39
Coding region: 56-7555 (2499 amino acids)
Biological process (GO): RNA polymerase III preinitiation complex assembly
Cellular component (GO): transcription factor TFIIIB complex
Molecular function (GO): TFIIIC-class transcription factor complex binding
Source: RefSeq, a predicted model, not a curated record